AUGGGUGAGAUAUUCUCCCAGCUGGGCUCUCAGGAGGAUGAAAAGAAGCCCAUCCUACCCCCUGCCUCAGCCAUUGUCAGCAAGGCUGCCGGAUACGCCAGCAAGGGUAGCAGCAAGUGUUUUCCUUCCCCUGCGUCUUGUGAAAGGGCUGCUGGUGCCAGCUGUGUGACUUGUCCCACCUGCCAGGGCAGUGGGGAGAUCCCUCCAGAGCUAGAGAAGCAGCUGGUGGCCCUCAUCCCCUAUGGGGACCAGAGGCUGAAGCCUAGGCACACGAAGCUCUCCGUGUUCCUGGCGGUGCUCAUCUGCCUCGUGACCACCUCCCUCGUCGUCUUUUUCCUGUUUCCCCGGCCCAUCACCGUGCGGCCUGCGGGCCUCAACUCCUCCACCGUGGCCUUUGACAAGUCUGAUAUCCACCUCAACAUAACGAACAUCUUGAACAUCUCCAACAGCAACUACUGCCCCAUCACUGUGACACAGCUAACCAUCAAGGUUCUGCACCUGUCCCUCGUGGUGGGCCAGGUCUCCCACAGCCUGCUCCUGCACAUAGGCCCUUUGGCCAGUGAGCAGGUGUUUUAUGCAGUAGCCAACAAGAUCUUGGAUGAAAGCACAUACAAAAUCUGUAGCUGGCUCAAAAUCAAAGUCCACCAUGUGCUUUUGCACAUCCAGGGCACCGUGACCUGUACCUACAUGAGCCAUUCAGAGCAGCUGGUCUUCCAGAGCCAUGAAUAUGUGGACUGCCGGGGAAACAUGUCAGUGCCCCACGUGCCUCACCUUCCGUGACCUCUCUGCCGUCUCCAAAGUCUAGGCACCUGCCAGCCUGCUCCGUGUCUCUCAGCUCCAUGGUGCCCAAUGAAGGACUAGGGUGACUUUGCCAAAGGCAAAGCACUGCUCUAUCAUACCCUCCCGUCCCCCGCCGCAUACACACCCCCUCAGCACAGGAAGCUUUCUGUGGAAGUUAAGUGUACACACACACACACACACUCACAGCGAUAUCCUGAUUUCCACAGGAACAGAGGCCUGGCUCUUCUAGGGGCCGCCCCCAGGUUUUCCCCUUGGUCUGUUGAGGAAAGUUGGACCUGAUGUUUCCUUGGAGUCCCCGGAGGGGCUCCUCCCCUUUCUUGCCCAGCUUCUCAGGUCGAGCCUUCCUCCUGCCUCAGGAUGGAGAAAGCUUUCCUUGUAUCUGGCUUUAAAAACAUGAAUUCUUUCCAGGUUCUCCACCUAGUGAUAGGAAAGCAACUGGGGGACAUUCAGUGCUGUCUCCAGGGUCAUUUAGGGUAUGCGGGUGCUCUCCUGUGCCUCCCUGCUUUGGUCGUGUGACAAAGUGAUGGUGAUGGUCUGCUUCUCCCCAGGAAUUUGUCCCCUGCCCAUCUGACAGCUGGCUUGGCCCAGGCCCUUUGGUUCAGCACCCUUCCUGGGUAAAGGCUGUCCUUGUUCCCAGGAAGACAGCCAUUCUUCAGCCCAAGCUUCUCUCCGUAAAACAGCUUUAUUCUCUUCACCGCAGGAGAAAAUUACUGGGGGAGGAGAGGGGAGGGAGGGAGCGAUGCACCUGGCACCACUUGGGCCACAUGGGAAAGUCAGACA
This is a messenger RNA of Pteronotus mesoamericanus, 1581 nucleotides long. It is a transcript of the gene TMEM106A, whose product is annotated as transmembrane protein 106A. The record is from RefSeq and is a predicted model, not a curated record. NCBI's taxonomy places the organism in Eukaryota, Metazoa, Chordata, Mammalia, Chiroptera, Mormoopidae. The coding region runs from base 1 to 780 and encodes 259 amino acids. The transcript is spliced from 7 exons.